UGAUUUGGCAAUUUCUAUCCAAAAUUAUUAAUAAAAAACAUUUUCAUUCAGAGUUUCCUCGUAAAUUCUCUAAAGUCAACGUUUCCUGAAAGAUAAAUCAUAAUGGGUGGUAAAGCAGUCAUGGAAACCAGAUUAGAAGAUUUUGUGAAGUCAAAAACUGCAGAAUCAGUGUAUUUAGAUUUAUCAACUCCAUCAGUAAUUGUGGUAAAGAGGAGGGGGAAACAGGGUUCAAUUCUUCUUGGAACAUUUUGGAUGAACGUUUUACAGCAUCCAAACAACUAUCCAGUCCAAAGAUACCCUUACAGAAAACUGUAUGAUAAAAACGGACAUUACAAAGUCAUGUUAAGAGUGGACGAUGUCUCCAUCACUGUCUACAUGACCACUGGUACUCUAACAGUUCAGGGCAGUUUUGUCUUGGACUGGUUUCUGAAGAGAUUUUCCAAGGUUAUGGAUGCUUAUGAUAUGCCCCCAAUGGAGCCCCAGCCAGUGUCUGAUGGAUAUUUGGAGCAUGAAAGGAAGUGGAAUGAACUCAUGAAAAAAGAUGCAGAAGAAAAAGAAAAAAUACUUCACAAACAGAGAGAUCUAGAAGAAAAGGCCUUGACCCUGGACAAUAUGCCACCUCUAGAAAUUGCUUAUGCAAAUGAAGAGAUAAAUCCCACAAGAGACCAGGUGACAGAGGAAAAGAAGAGUUCUGACAAAGAGGAGGCAACUCUUGAGGACCUCACUGAUGACAUGGAACUUCUAUCACUUGACCUUUGGACUGAAGAUGUGUUAAAAAGACAACUGACACACCUUGGAACACCAGUAAUUAAAGAUGGCCCCACCUAUAUUUACAAACUCUGGAAAUCUCUGCUUUCUCAUUGGCUGUCCAACCCCGACUGCCAUGUUUACUUAGCCACGCCCUUCCUUGACACCGAGAGAAUGAUUGACAUUUGUGACCUUGUCCUCAAAAACUUCACUACAGCAAACAUUGAAGCUUUCUUUGUACGCAUCAAAUGUAACUAUACAGAAAAAAUCUCCGAUGUCAAGAGAAAUGCUCAGAAUCAUUUCCCAGGUAAACAGCAGCCCGUCAUCGAGUACAAAGUGUACAACAGCAUUGUAUAUCCUCUAUCUACAUUCCACGCAAAAUUUAUUGGUUGUACGGAUGGAAAGGGAGGAGCAGAGGUUAUGGUUACUAGUGCCAACUUCACAGCUGAUCACUUUAAACAUCACAAUACAGAGUCAGUCGUGUACCAUACUAUGUCUGAAGCUGAUUUUAUACACCGAUUCAUCAAACCUCUUUCACACUCAAGGCAAACAUGAAUUAACCUCCAGUUGUUUUUAUUUAGAACGGUAUAUACAUUUAUGUAAUUUACGCCUAAGAAUAUUUAAAGAGGCAAGAAUAUAGUGUAUCUAUUGUCAAUGCAAACUGACAUGAUUAGUAAUAGAUUCACUGCAUUGUCUCAAGCCACAGGUUUUGUGUCCAUUCUAUUUCCACAUACAAUAGAAUGGAC
This is a messenger RNA of Saccostrea echinata, 1493 nucleotides long. RefSeq lists its product as uncharacterized. NCBI's taxonomy places the organism in Eukaryota, Metazoa, Mollusca, Bivalvia, Ostreida, Ostreidae. The coding region runs from base 103 to 1302 and encodes 399 amino acids. The transcript is spliced from 4 exons. The record is from RefSeq and is a predicted model, not a curated record.